AUGGACGCCCCGACGGAACAUUUCGAAUCAAUCCUUAAGAGUAAGGGACUUUCUUGGACCUCUAUUAGGGUUGCCGAUGGCCUUAAGACCUCACUGCUUGGUGCCUGGGGCCCAGACGGAGCUACUACCGGGGUCGCCGAAGAACAAAUGAAGAAAGUCUUCAAAGGAAUGAUCGACGCGUAUAUGGAAUCCAAGUACGACGAGAAAUGUGAUAUCGGCAAUCUCGCCUUUCAACCCUUGUUUCUCAGUGCCAUCAAAGACAAGGUUCUCUGGGUUCGGAGCCUCUCUAACCGGGAACUCAGCGAGCUCAUCUACCUUUUCAUUGAGGCCAGAGAUCAAUGUCUUAAGAGAAGACAAGAAGAGAAAUUCCAUCCUACUACCCAAGACAGCGAAGUAGCACGCCUCGUCCAGCAGUUUGUGGACCUCUGCAAUCAUUGCGUCAGCAACCAAGAACAACCAUAUGCAGUUCCAGAACUUGAACUCGAGGAUAUGAACGACAUCAUCCCUUUUAGCCGCGCCAGCCAAUUCAUCAUAGAUGAUGAUCAUAUGAAGCACGAUACGCUACCAGACAAGACAACAAAUCAGCGCUACAUUGGUUCUAAGAAAGGUCCGUUUCUCAUUCCUCAGAGGCGUAAAUCUAGCCGCCCGUCAAAGAACCAAGAACCAAAGGUACAGAAGGGGCAAGAUCUCGACUUCCUAUCCAAUCUCCCACUCCGGCCGAAGUCUGAUUAUAGUUGA
This is a messenger RNA of Daldinia childiae, 738 nucleotides long. RefSeq lists its product as uncharacterized. The transcript has a single exon. The coding region runs from base 1 to 738 and encodes 245 amino acids. The record is from RefSeq and is a predicted model, not a curated record. Lineage: Eukaryota; Fungi; Ascomycota; Sordariomycetes; Xylariales; Hypoxylaceae.